Molecule: messenger RNA, 6822 nt
Organism: Magallana angulata
Lineage: Eukaryota; Metazoa; Mollusca; Bivalvia; Ostreida; Ostreidae
Product: plasma membrane calcium-transporting ATPase 2-like
Exons: 28
Coding region: 686-4372 (1228 amino acids)
Biological process (GO): regulation of cytosolic calcium ion concentration; calcium ion transmembrane transport
Cellular component (GO): intracellular membrane-bounded organelle; membrane
Molecular function (GO): P-type calcium transporter activity; ATP hydrolysis activity; ATP binding
Source: RefSeq, a predicted model, not a curated record
UAUUAUAGAAAGAGAUGUAUACUGUAGCUGGUCAUUACAGAUGUUCAUUAGUUAGAUUAGAAUUACAUAAUACUUGAACGAGGGAGAAGAAAUACCUCAUUGAGUGCGUCAAGAUCUUUUUUAUGCCUAAUUUGUCAUGUUCAUUAUUUAUGAGCUAGCCACAAGGUGAAUUUUUUUACACUGGCUUUUUUCUUCUGUAAUGGAGUAAGAUCUGUCUCUUUAUGGCUGUAGGGGAGACAGAACAACACUGCUCAGUGGUCUGCUUCAUCUGUCUGAGAAACUUUUAAUUGUCUUUAUGCCACUCAUACAUGUUUUUAUGCAUUUGGUAAAUCAAUUAUUGGCCAGGAUUUGAAAGGCUUGGAUGUGUGGAUUCGACUGCAUUGAUGUCUGUGCUGAAUUCACUGACUUAGCAAGGUUCAACCGAGAGAGAAAAAUUGUGACAGGUAUUUGGAUUCCUAGUACAGUGUUGACCUAUUCUCAUUGAAAGUGGAGACCACUGGAGGAAUUUGACCAGAUUCUAUUCUCUUCUGCCGUUUAACCUUUCAUAAAUCAUAUGAGAUAAUGGUCACCUUCUGUGAUGGAUAGUGGAUGGUGAACAAAAAGAAAAGAAGCAUCAACAGACAAUUUUCUUAGGUAAUUAAUGGACAGAUUACAGGACCUUGGCACAGUGGGAUAAUUGACAAGCAUGGCCGAGGACCAGGUAGAUGGACCGGGGAUGUCCCGGCCCCGGGAUUCCAGCUACGGGGUGGACGUGAUGGAGCUCCGCAAAAUCAUGGAGCACCACAAGAAGGAGGGCUACGACUAUGUACAGGAAAAGUACGGAGGAGUGCUGGAGCUGUGUAGACACCUGUACACCUCACCUAAUGAAGGUAUAUCUGGUUCCCCAGUCGACCUGGAGGACCGACGGAAGACGUUUGGGUCCAACGUGAUUCCCCCCAAGCCCCCCAAGACCUUCCUACAGCUGGUGUGGGAGGCCAUUCAGGAUGUGACCCUUAUAGUUCUGAUAGUUGCUGCUCUUAUCUCACUAGGAUUAUCAUUCUAUCCAAGAUCGGAGACAGAGGGUGGCGAUUCAUCGGAGUCGGAAGCGGGGUGGAUAGAGGGCGUGGCCAUUCUAGGAGCCGUGUCGGUGGUAGUGCUAGUGACAGCGUUCAAUGAUUAUCAAAAGGAGAAGCAAUUCCGAGGACUUCAAAGCAAAAUUGAGCACGAACAUCAAUUUUCUGUGAUUCGUGGCGGGCAGGAUAAAAAUAUUCCAGUAGGAGAAAUGGUUGUAGGGGAUAUAGCUCAAGUUAAAUAUGGUGAUUUGUUACCAGCAGAUGGAUUAAUAAUUCAAAGUAAUGACUUGAAAGUUGACGAGAGCUCCCUAACGGGAGAGUCAGACCAUGUAAAGAAAGGGGAGAAGACCGACCCUAUGAUGUUCUCAGGUACUCAUGUGAUGGAGGGUAGCGGUAAAAUGCUCGUGACAGCAGUAGGGGUCAACUCACAAACCGGAAUUAUUUUUGCCCUUCUUGGUGCCUCAAGUGAGGAAGGAGAGAAGGACAAAAAGAAAGACAAAAAGGACAAGAACAGGUUAAAAGGCGAGGAAGGAAAUGGAGUGACAGUUGUGGCUUAUAGAGGCACACGUACCAACACAGCAGGACAGAACACUCCAUACUCCAGAAAUUUUGAACAUGUGCUUUCUAGUGAUGCUGAUACAAAAGUGGAUAUCGAUAGUAUCCACCCGGUGAUUCCGACCGGAAACAACGCCCACAACAACUCUUCCAAUGCCAACAACAAGGUCGCCAACAAAGGGGAGGGAGAGCAAGAGGAGAAUGUUCCCAAACCCAAGGUCGAGAGCGCUAGGAAGGAGAAGUCGGUUCUACAGGGCAAACUGACCAAGCUGGCCAUUCAAAUCGGAUACGGAGGCACGGCUGUGGCUGUACUGGUGGUGCUGAUUCUGAUUGUCAAGUUCUGUGUGAUCGAGUUUGGCAUUAAUGGCAAGUCCUGGGAGGCGGACAAAACGGCCGAGUACAUCGAGACGUUUGUCUUCUACUUCAUCAUCGGAGUGACUGUGCUGGUGGUGGCUGUCCCUGAGGGUCUCCCCCUGGCCGUCACGCUGGCCCUGGCCUACUCCGUCAGAAAAAUGAUGGAUGACAACAACUUGGUGCGUCACUUGGACGCAUGCGAGACCAUGGGUAACGCCACGGCCAUCUGCUCGGACAAGACGGGAACCCUCACCACCAACAGGAUGACUGUAGUCCAGUCCUACAUGGGUGGAGCCCACUAUAAGAGCACCCCUAACUUCAGUGCCCUGGCGCCCUCUCUCCAAGAGCUGGUGGUCCGCAGUAUCGCCAUCAACAGUGGCUACACCUCACGUGUCAGUCCUGACAAGGAUGGGGGCCUACCUCAGCAGCUAGGAAACAAAACAGAGUGUGCUCUGCUGGGCUUUGUCCUUGACAUGGGUCAGAAGUACCAGACGGUCAGGGACGAGGUGCCAGAGGAAGCCCUGUACAAGGUGUACACCUUCAACUCGGUCCGUAAGUCCAUGAGCACUGUUAUCAGCAUGAAGUUCGGCUACCGGCUGUUCACCAAGGGAGCGUCGGAGAUCAUCCUCAAAAAGUGUAACUACAUACUGGACUGUAAGGGUAAGCCCCAGCCCUUCAAAGUUGAGGACCAGGAGAACAUCGUGAAGAAUGUGAUUGAGCCGAUGGCCGAGGACGGACUCCGUACUAUCUGUUUGGCCUACAAGGACUAUCAUACCGACCCUAGUACAAAGACUGAGGACAAUGAGGAGGUGAUCAAGGACAACCACGACUGGGAGGAUGAGGACUCUGUGGUCCGUAACCUGACCUGUAUCCUGGUGACCGGUAUCGAGGACCCGGUCAGAGACGAGGUUCCAGCUAGCAUUAAACAGUGCCAGAGUGCAGGAAUCACGGUCCGAAUGGUCACUGGAGACAACGUCAACACUGCACGGUCGAUUGCCGCCAAGUGUGGCAUCCUGACCCCCAACAAAAGCUUCCUGGUACUGGAUGGAAAGGAAUUCAAUAAACGCAUCCGAGACGAGAAUGGAGAGGUCAGUCAGGAACUUUUGGACAAGAUUUGGCCUGACCUUCGAGUGUUGGCCAGAUCCUCCCCCCAGGACAAGUACACACUGGUCAAGGGCAUCAUAGACAGCAAGUGUUCCACCAGCCGGGAGGUGGUGGCAGUCACAGGGGACGGAACCAAUGACGGCCCCGCCCUCAAGAAGGCUGAUGUUGGCUUUGCCAUGGGUAUCUCAGGAACAGAUGUAGCCAAGGAAGCCUCGGAUAUUAUCCUUACGGAUGACAAUUUUACCAGCAUCGUCAAAGCUGUCAUGUGGGGCAGAAAUGUGUACGACAGCAUCGCCAAGUUCUUACAGUUCCAGCUGACCGUCAACUGUGUGGCUGUAAUGGUUGCUUUCUUUGGAGCCUGUAUCAUAAAUGACAGUCCCCUAAAGGCCAUUCAGAUGCUGUGGGUCAACCUGAUCAUGGACACGCUGGCCUCCCUGGCCCUGGCCACAGAGCUGCCCAGCAUGGAACUCCUAAAGAGAAAACCGUACGGCAGGACCAAGGCCCUCAUCUCCCGAACCAUGACAAAAAACAUUAUGGGACAUUCUCUCUAUCAGCUUAUUGUUGUUUUUGUUCUCUUAUUUGAAGGAAAUAAUUUGUUUGAAAUAGACGAUGGAAAAUAUCAGAAAAUUCAUGCCCCUCCCACACAGCACUUCACCAUCAUCUUUAACUCUUUUGUUAUGAUGACUUUAUUUAAUGAAGUCAAUGCUCGAAAAAUCCAUGGGCAGCGAAACAUAUUGGAGGGAUUAAAGAGAAAUCCAGUGUUUUUAGGAAUUUGGAUUGGUACAUUUGUAGCACAGAUAAUCCUAGUACAGUUUGGUGGGACAGUGUUUUCUACUAAGGCUCUGACACUGGACCAGUGGUUCUGGUGUGUGUUUCUGGGAGUUAGCACUUUAUUAUGGGGACAGAUUAUCACCACUAUUCCAACAUCUGUCUUGCCUAAGAGGAUCUGCUCUUGGGGCGGCAAGAAGCAACAGGAAGUGGAAGAAGACCAAGAGGAAGAAGCUGAGGAAGUGGACGGAGUUCCAGGGCGACGCGGCCAGAUCUUGUGGAUCAGAGGCCUGGCACGUCUCCAGACUCAGAUCCGUGUUGUCAACGCUUUCCAAAUGGACUUUGACACUUCCCAGUUAGACAGCUACGAUAAAAGGAGUCGGCCCUCAGUAAUUAGUCUUCAAUCUUUACAAUCAGCCCAGCAAAGGUCGGCCGUCGCCAAAAAACCCAAUCUGGCGAGCUCGCCGGAAAUAGAUGAAGGCAACAGUCGCGGCCCCUGGUUUGGAAGACAAGACAGUAUUCCAUACGCAGACGAAUAAGAUCAAUGAAAAUAGUUUUGAAUAUAGGUUUUAUUUUAAUUACACUCGGAAUAUUCCAUGGACUCGUUAUUUAUCCCUUGGUUUUAUUUUUUACUUCGUGUUCCUUUACUCGCUAAUGGUUAACUGCCCGUUUAAUAUGUUUGGUUUUAGACGUAAAGGUUUAUCAAAGUGUUUGCCCCAUCCCUUGUAAUGGCAGGUCAUCGAUAAAACGGAUGCUGAUUGUCAUGCAUGAAUGUUUGGCUUCCAGAAUAAAUGAUUAGGUAGAUCACCCGGAAUUGCUUGAUUGAAAGACAGGAAAGGUUUACCAGAAUCCAAAAAAAAAAAUAUUUACAUAUCUUAACCGCCAGUAGAGGCCAUCUCACUACAAUGUAGUUUUACAUUUAAAAUUGCAUGUCGAUUGGAUAAAUGUGUGCAUCCUUUGAUAUAAACCUGAUUAACCUGGACACUUUAAAAGUAAACUUGUAUGACUGUAGGAAUAGCCGGUAUAUUUAAAAAAGUACAUUAAAAAAGUUAUUGGGAUUUUUAAAAAUUAAGGGCUUAAAAUAUCCACUGAGGGGGGACUGUCUAGCUCUUUCUAGUAUUAGCUAACACGGCAGCUAUGAUUUGUGUUAAUAUUUAUUAUAGUCAUUAUAGAAGAAAAAAUAUGCAACUAGUAAAGAAAUAAAUAUAAGCUAAUAAAUUAAGUAAAGACUUGUAAAACGAGACGUCAUCAUAAACUUCACUAGUUUCGGUAAUGUUUGCAUUAUCUCCCCUUUCUUGUAGACUUCUUAAAAGUCCGGAGCUUUCAGGAAAGAUGUUCCAGCGAACAACCGGAUGAGGAAGUGACGUCAUUAUUGGAACAAUUUAAAAUUUUCUGCUUUACGUAGCUCAACCUUUUUUCGUCAACCCUGAUGCGCACUGACUGAAGGACAUCACAAUUUGCGCGCCAUUAUACUAAUAUAUGUAUCCACGAGACUCUUGUAGCAUAGUAACCUGGCAUGUCGAUAUUAAGGCAUGGCUCAUCACUAACCUAGAGUAAACUGAUUGGUGUUGAAAAAUUACUAUUAUUCCUUAGAGGUGGAAUGUAUUAAAGUGUUACGGGAGAUAUCACCUAUUAUACAAGUAUGCAUGCGACAUGUAUUUUGCAGUGAAUUGUCUAGUUAUUAUUCUAUUGUCUUCAUUAAUUGUAAAAUGUGACAUUGCGUCAUUUUUAUUUUUGGACACAAACUAUUUAACGUAACUUUGUUGUUUCAUGCAUAUUGCAUACACCAAGAAAUGCUGUUCAUGUUGUCAAGAUACGAGAUGAUGUAUACAUUAUUCCUAUUGUAAUUCAUCAACUGAUAUUAUAGAUCAUCAUUGAAUGAGGUGCACUGUGGAAAAUCUUUACGUACGAUCAGACUGGUUGCGUCAGCAAAUGUUCACAAUUUUUUUAUCUUCCUCUCUCCCUCUCUCUAGCACCGUUUCACUGUUGUAACCAAAUAUGCAGAAAAAUACUUUGCACAGUUUUCAAAUAUUAGCACUUUCAAGCCACAAAUCAGCAAAGAUUUAUUAAGAAUAUGAGAUAUUUCAAUUAUCUAAGAUUUGAAGAUUGAAUUGAAACCUGUUGAUUUUUAACUUCACAUAAUACUUGUUUCAGAUGCACUGACUUUUAACUAAGAUGUAAUGUAUGUAGCAGAAUGGCUAUAUAUAUUUGUUGAUUUGGAAUGUUAAGGAUAUUCACCAUUCUUGUUGAGUUUUUGUUCGUCUUGUACAUACACACAUAUAUUUAAUACCCUCUUCCAGCCAUUUUGAUUUUGUGAGUAGAGGAAGCAUGUUGCUAACUUGUUGCACUAUUUAAUAUUGAAGACGAGGCUGGCGCGCAAGGUCUGCUAUAAUUGACUGGAUGCUGCAAAUGUCUUACAUUAUUACUAUUGAAAUAAUCUAUCCAACCGUUCCACUCAGUUCUAUACACCGUUAUUAUGAGAUACAUAUCUCACUGAGCUAGAAAUAUCUUGCUAUUGAACUCUGCCAUGGCGCACAGAUAUAAUUUAGAUGGAGAAUUAACAAAAAUCUCGAUUCUCUUUGCAGGGAGUAUAGCUGUUAAUUAGUUAAUACACAUACUUGGCCUUGAACACAAAAUAUAUUUAGACAUCAGUCUCGGAAUACGAUGUGGUUUUUGUUAUAGUUGUGUAGGUAUCCCCAUGCAGGAGAAUCCUGUUACUAUAUUUAGAGUGGCUUCUGUCUUACUUCGUUCGAACAGAGGAUUUUAUGAAUAAAGAUUACCCCCUUCCCCCCCAAAAAAAACUGCUUGUGAUUCUGUUUGUAUGAGUUGAAUGCGAUUUGAAGAAAACUUAUAUUAUAUAUAAAGGUUUUGUACAAGGUUUUGUGAUAUAAGAAAACAAGGUUUAUAUAAUUUAUUGUGUUUUUAAUCCAAAGUGUGUUGUAUUAGAAACAUGUUGAAAUAAAGAAAUAACCUUUUUACAAAACUGGAA